Molecule: messenger RNA, 5276 nt
Organism: Lingula anatina
Lineage: Eukaryota; Metazoa; Brachiopoda; Lingulata; Lingulida; Lingulidae
Product: low-density lipoprotein receptor-related protein 6-like
Source: RefSeq, a predicted model, not a curated record
UGUACAGACCGGGAAUUGAUUGUUGCGACGAGCUUGCUAUGUGUUCGGGAGUAUGUCACGGGCUGAGACUUGCUGUUAUAUCUCUUUUUUGUGUCUCAAGCGUCACCUCAAUCACACACGGUCAGAAUCUGAUCUGGGCUCAGCGCAGUCCGUCAGGUGUCGCUCGUAUCGUCGGUAUCCCUGGUGACCCGGCAGACUGGGUGGAAAGCAAGAAAGCCUCAACUCGCUACAUCACCGCCCCAAACAAAGACUGGCACUUCGUCGCCCUGGCUCACGACUAUCGACAGAAAAUCCUCUACUGGAGCGAUCGGGGGAACAAGAAGCUUCAAGGAUUACGGCUUAACGGGUCGACGCACGCUUUCACGAUUUUUGGCGGGAUUUCCAGUCGCGUGGAGGGUCUUGCCGUGGACUGGGUGGCGGGGAAUAUCUACUGGGUGGACGCCGUGUAUAACUGGUUAGUGGUGGCACCGGCCACGGAGCAGACUGGAGCGUACAGGGUGCUCUUUGAUGACCUGGAUACCCCCAUGGGGGUCGCUGUUCACCCACACGAGGGGCAUUUGUUCUGGAGCGACAGAGGAGCAGCUCCCAGAAUCGAGAAAUCCACGCUUUCGGGAGAAAAUCGCGAGAUUCUCGUCAAUUCGGGACUUGUAUCUCCGGGCGCCAUGGUGAUAGACAUGUCACGUGAUCUCUUGUACUGGGCGGAUAACGCAAAAGAUACAUUAGAGUCUGUGGAUUUACUUGGACGGCAUAGGAAGGUGAUACAGACGGCCCCGGGGACCGAUUUUUACGGCCUGGCGCUAUACAAGGAUCUCAUCUUUGUGACGGAACAAAGCAUAAAACAGCUUAGGAUAUAUGGUGAAAAGGAACAGAAAAAUAUACUUAACUUCAACCUUCCCGCGGUACCCUAUGGAAUUAUCAUGUACGACGACAGCGUGCAACCAAAUGGUUCUGUUCCCUGUGAUGUCAUGGACUGCCAGGAUCUAUGUGUGAGCACUGGGCGGGGAGGGGCAAAGUGCAUGUGUACCAAUGGCUUUGUCCUUGACACAGAUGGAAGGUCAUGCAAAGCAGACGACGGUAAAUUUGGCGCCCCACAGCUCAUCUACUCCAUAGGUGGCGCUAUCUGCCGGUUCCAAGCCAAUCUCCCCGACAUGAGCAUGACCAACAUUAGUCUAGAUGACCAGUGCUUUCUGAAGAAUCGAAAGAACGUUGUAUCUCUAUCAUGUAACGUGUACGAGGAGGCGAUUUAUUUCGCUGAGAACGUGACAAGGACCAUUUCCAAGGUGCGAUUGUCGCAUGGAGAAGCGCCACAGGUGAUAGCUGGAGGACUGGGGCACGUGGAAGGGCUAGCCGUAGAUUGGCUGGGCAACAACAUCUACUGGACGGACUCUGAGAUGCGCCAUAUUGCAGUGUCCACCCUAGCUGGCCGGUAUCAGCACAUUCUAAUACAAGAUGACCUGGAACACCCCAGGGCUAUAGCCGUGGACGCCGUCAGAAGGAAACUUUACUGGAGUGACAUAGGGUCCAAGCCCAGUAUCCAGGUCGCUAAUAUGGACGGAGGAGGCCGAGCCACGCUGAUAGAGACCUCCCUAGGGUCCCCCAAUGAUAUCACAGUGGACAUGGUGUCCAAAAGUCAUGUUCUUUGCCGUCGUGUUCCAUUUCCAGCAGACGACGGUAAAUUUGGCGCCCCACAGCUCAUCUACUCCAUAGGUGGCGCUAUCUGCCGGUUCCAAGCCAAUCUCCCCGACAUGAGCAUGACCAACAUUAGUCUAGAUGACCAGUGCUUUCUGAAGAAUCGAAAGAACGUUGUAUCUCUAUCAUGUAACGUGUACGAGGAGGCGAUUUAUUUCGCUGAGAACGUGACAAGGACCAUUUCCAAGGUGCGAUUGUCGCAUGGAGAAGCGCCACAGGUGAUAGCUGGAGGACUGGGGCACGUGGAAGGGCUAGCCGUAGAUUGGCUGGGCAACAACAUCUACUGGACGGACUCUGAGAUGCGCCAUAUUGCAGUGUCCACCCUAGCUGGCCGGUAUCAGCACAUUCUAAUACAAGAUGACCUGGAACACCCCAGGGCUAUAGCCGUGGACGCCGUCAGAAGGAAACUUUACUGGAGUGACAUAGGGUCCAAGCCCAGUAUCCAGGUCGCUAAUAUGGACGGAGGAGGCCGAGCCACGCUGAUAGAGACCUCCCUAGGGUCCCCCAAUGAUAUCACAGUGGACAUGGUGUCCAAAAGACUGUACUGGACAGACAGCGUGCUCCGGAGAAUAGAGUCCGUGGAUCUCCGAGGCAGAGACAGGAAGACGCUGGUGGUCACCGGGGAUUCUGAGUUCAGGGGACUGGUCACCUUUAAGGACUACUUGCUGUGGACCGACCAGGGUACCCGGAAUGGGCUUCAUAUCGCUAUGAAGGAUACAGGUCAGAAGGUCCGCGGCGUCGUCCAUCCUAAUACCGGCACGGCGUAUGACAUACUGGCUUAUGAUUACCAGCACCAGCCAACAGUGGAAGGUGCGUGCGAUGAUGAAAAUGGCGGCUGCGAUCACUUAUGUCUUCUAAAUCAGGAAGGACGGUCUUGCGCGUGCGCAAUAGGUUAUUCGCUUGCCUCUGAUGGCAAGAGGUGUCUGUCAGAAACGGUCAAAGACGACUUCCUCAUAUUCACAGAUACUUAUCAAAAGCAGAUUUUCCAAAUGUCUCUUAAAGACAGCGAAAUCAGGGCGGUCCCACUGAAAGGACACGAGAACCCGAUAGCGGUGGACUACGACCCCAAGGAGGGGCGUGUCUACUGGUCGGACGUGUUAAUGCAGGUGAUUAAGAGGGCCUACAUUAACGGCACGGGGCAGGAGAUCAUCAAAGUACUGCCAGACGCGUCUGUGGUUGACGGCGUGGCCGUGGAUCCCUUGUCACGUCUGCUGUAUUACACCGACACGGGUCGUAAUGUGAUAGGAGUCAUGUCCAUGGACGGCAGAUAUAGUAAGAUAUUGAUCAAUGAGAGCUUGGAUGAACCGCGUUCUAUUGCUCUGGACCCAAUGCACGGACACAUGUAUUGGACGGACUGGGGAGAGAGACCAAAGUUGGAGCGGGCAAACAUGGACGGGUCCAGUCGACUGAGUAUCAUUAAUUUUGAUAUCGGGGCGUGGCCGAAUGGUCUUGCAGUGGACACAGGCGCGGGGCAAAUAUACUGGGCAGACGCCCGCUUUGACAAGGUGAUGACAUCAAAUUUAUUUGGGCAGGAACCGCGAUCUUUGUUCGAAGACAGCAACGCGCAUUAUUUCGGUAUCGCCAUUGCUGGCGAUUACAUUUACUAUUCCGAUUGGAGGAAAAAAUCUGUGAUGAGGAUAUCCAAGUAUGGCAGCAGGUCUCCGACACCCGUAGGCCCAGCUCUUUUUAACAGGCUCAACGACAUCCACGCCUACAGGAAGUCCGAGGCCAUGGCAGGCCGCAACGCUUGUUCAGAAUAUAACGGUUUCUGCAGCCAUCUCUGUUUGCCCGUGCUGGGAGGGAAGCAGUGCGCAUGUCCAACUGGAAUGUCUCUUAAGAUAGAUGGUUUCCAUUGCCAAAACGGUCACUCUAUCUUUACUUACUAUACCCAACAUACUACGAGAUCCACCACACCGCUUACCACUCGGCGCACCACGACGCCCUUCGAGGUCAUCAGGGGUUCAGUAGGACGCUGGACAACCGCUGGGGGCGUGGGCGAUAACAGGUCACAAGUAGGUGGCGCUGUUGAUCGAUUUAAGUUAGAAAAGCGCGGGAAGACGACUGCAAGUGUGGAGAGUUCCGAUGGUGGAAGCAACGAGGAGUUGAAUAUUAACGGGAGGACACCAGGGACGCGGGCGUCUACGACGAGGUCCUCAACUACGACAGUGUCACCAUCCCCUACACCGCCUGCGACGUCUUUGACCACUCCUUUCCUGUCAAACCAAACGACAACCUACAGAACUAAUAAGGAUUUUGUAGCAACCGAAAGUACGACAUUUAAGCCUGCUACGACGUCGCCGACACCGAUGCCGAUUGACUCCACUGAGUGGACGGAUAUAAAGACUGAUAGACAAACUGACAGACUAACAGACAGACAAACAGACAGACCUCCCCCUUGGCCGUCAGAGUCCUCUGUCAGGACAGAAUAUACCACUGCAUUUAGCAUGCGUAGCACAAGUACUGCUAGCAGUAGCAUUGUGCCAGCAUAUGUACAAAGUAGCAGUAUUAUCACACAGAGCAUAGCUAGUACAACUAAUUCUUACACAGUGACUGCAACUGCUACCAGUGUCGCUACAGGAUCCUCAGUUAGUCACGUGGCUCAACCAGUGACCCGGAUGUCGUCAACUACCUCCCCUCCCAGCACGCGUCAGACGCCGAGAUCUACCGCGUUCCAGUCCCGUCCAGUGCUCAACAUCAGUGAAACCGCAACCUUGACUGCUCCCCCUGGCGAUCAGUUUGUUACUACACAACUUACCAACUACUCUACAGUGCCAAAGCCGUCUAUUACCACAGAACAAAAUACCAAGAACAGUUCAGUGACAGUGAGUUCUUCCAAAGAGCGCACAGAUCUCGCAACAAUAGGCAUCAUUAUUGGGGCGGCGGCAGGUGGCGCCUGUGUCGUCAUUAUGGCGAUCGUCUGCGUGGUUGUUGUUUGUAAACAAAGGUCUUCCAGAAAACCGCGAACACAGCGAAGCGGUCACGGAUUGUAUAUUGAUCAGACCAAUUUUAACACAAUGGAAACCUCUUUCUCAAAUGGCACACGGCCGCCGUCUUCAUACGAUCCCAUAGACCCUAGACUAUUCUCCACAGGCUUUGACAACCAGACCUUCAGCCGCCCGUCAAGCAUAUCCACCUCCGAGUUCACAACGUAUACAGAUCCGGCCCCUCCCGAGGAUAGACAUCAUCAUUCCCAUCAUCCCCAUCACCACCACCAACAGGGCGGGUUCUCCACUUUUAAGGUGUAAAUUCGUAACUCGGUAGACUCAUAGGGCUCAUGUUUUAUUUUUCAAUUGACCCAAUUGUGCAAAUAAGUAUUAAAGAGUACUUUUUAAUGUUUUUUUAGUAAAUAACGGUGUAUAAAUCUUCAAGUUUAAACACGAAAUUAACACUGCUGUGAAAUAAAUGCACAGAAACUUCAGAUCAGAUUGCUCAUAAUUUUGUUUAUAAAGAUCGACAAGUUUUUCAUGCAGAAAGAUGAAAAAAUAUGGAAAACGCGUAUAUAAUCAAUGUCUGAAUUAAUCAUUUAAUUGUCUGAUAAAUCAUCACUUAUUUAAGUGAUAAGGACUAAAGGGUGACUUUCUUGAUUA